CAGUCCCUAUACAAAGCCAAGCACAAGAUGUUUAUGUCCUUGUCAGUGUUCAAGAUGGUAUUUGACUUUUUUUAGCAGCUUGUGCUGCAACUUGAGGCAGCUGAAACUAGUUUCUGCAGCGUCAGCCAGUUGAACUUUGACCAGUGGCCUGCACUCAAAGACUGUUCUCAAUGACUUUUACAGUGCACGGUGGUUAUUUGUCAUUGUUUGUCACUAGUGCUAAAUUAACUUCAAGAAAGUUAAGUUGAAAGUUAAAGUUCAAUCCAUUGGCGGUGAUUUAUGAUUUGUUGGUUUUAGUGGCUAUGCAGCUUCCACUUUUAAACAUGGGAAAAUGUGUAGAAAUACAGAUUCUCAUUAGAAAUGUUAUUUCGUCAAGAUGUGUUCUUUCCAAAGUAAAAGGUGGAUUAUUUUAGACUGAAACAAAUUAAGGAAAAAUUAAAAGUAGCAGCACAUAUUUGACAUGACCAUGUGCUAAGCUUUUUGUAGCUCAGUUGCACUUUCUUUGCUGAUUUUUAUUUAUUUUAUUGAUGAAAAACAACAAUUAUUCAAUGCACACUGCCAUCAUAAUAAUCAAAUUUUUGUUUGGCUGCACUUGCCUAAGUUUCCGAAGGCCUAGAGUCGGCUACUCAAAGCAUCUGAUACAGGCUGAUCAGAUUUACGGAUGUUGUUAACUAGAAUUAACUUGUUUUGAUCUUGGUGCAAAGCAUGCUGGGAGCGUGGGGCUUAUGUCAAGCGACGGCAACAGGGGUAUAAAACCCUGCGCACAGAUGAAUAUUAGCAUAGUGCGCAAACAGGAACUUACUUUCAAUCCGAUUUUACAUACUCGUUCUCAUCACUACUACUAAUUAACAUCGGCAGCCAUGGUUCUAGAGGACUCUGAUAUGGAAUUAGUAUUCGAGAUAGAAGUCACUGAACAUGAUGUGGAGACUCCAUAUGGCAGAGUCCACUGUACCAUGAAAGGUGUUCCUAAGGGUGACCGGCCCGUCAUCCUCACCUACCAUGAUAUUGGACUGAACCAUAAAAGCUGCUUUGACACCUUGUUCAACCAUGAGGAUAUGCAGGAGAUCAUGCAGCAUUUUGCUGUGUGUCAUGUAGAUGCACCAGGGCAGCAAGAAGGAGCAAACACUUUCUCCAUUGGAUAUGAAUACCCUUCCAUGGACCAUCUGUCUGAGACACUUCCAUCAAUCCUUAAACAUUUCGGACUGAAGAGUGUGAUUGGCAUGGCUGUUGGUGCGGGUGCUUAUAUCCUUGCUAAGUUUGCGUUGGACCACCCUGCUAUGGUGGAAGGCCUUGUGCUAAUAAACAUAAACCCAUGCGCUGAGGGCUGGAUGGACUGGGCAGCACACAAAAUCUCUGGUUGGACUCAUGCCAUGCCUGACAUGAUCAUCUCUCACCUGUUUGGAAAGGAGGAAAUCCAGCAGAACCAUGAACUCAUUGGCAGAUACCGUCACCACGUUGUGAAUGACAUGAACCAGUUCAAUCUGCAGCUCUUUGUCAAGUGCUACAACAGCCGAAGAGACCUGGAAAUCGAGAGGCCUGUACCUGGUGGCCAUGUCAAUGUCAGAACUCUAAAGUGUCCUGCACUCCUGGUAGUUGGAGACAGUUCCCCAGCAGUGGAUGUUGUGGUUGAGUGCAACACAAAGCUGGACCCGACCAAAACCACACUGCUUAAGAUGGCUGACUGUGGAGGCUUGCCUCAGGUCGACCAGCCUGGGAAGCUAACAGAGGCUUUCAAGUACUUCAUUCAGGGCAUGGGUUACAUGCCCUCUGCCAGCAUGACCCGCCUGGUCCGUUCCCGCACAGCAUCCGGCUCCAGCGUCACUUCCUUUGACGGCAACCGCAGCAGGUCGCACACUAACGAGGGCAACCGCAGUCGCUCCCACACCAACGAGGGCCGUGCCCGAGCCCACACCUCAGACAACCAACGCACACAUCCACACACUGACAACAUGGACAGUUCUGUGGACCAGGCUCCCAAGUCCACCGAAGUGUCCUGUUAGACUGGUGACCUCGUCUCCAGUCCAUCUCACAUAUGCAUUAACCUUUCUGUUCUGACUGUGCUGCGCUGCCACUAACUACACACUCAACAGGACCGCCGCAUGCUGCUGUGCUGUUUCCCUCAGGGGUCUUGCACUGUUUUAUUUGUCAGAGGGCAUUUAUGCCAAAGUGUCUUGUGUUUAAGACUAUAUUUCCUGGGGAAAUGCUGAAGAAGGAGUGGAUUAAGGAGAGGAUGAUGGAGUUAUUUCUUUUUUUGUUUUUGCACUCUGCGCAAUGGCUGUCUUGUUGUUGUUGUUAGAGGCAAUGCAGCACAGAGACAUUUUGAUGGUCAUUAUCCAAGUAAGCUAAGCACUGAAAAGGGCACAUUUGUAAAUUUAUGUUGAUCUCUAGUCUGCAAUUAAUUUUCUUUUGUCAAAUUAUUAUACCAAUUUUAUAUGCUAGAUUAAAUGCAUAAUUAAGUGUAUAAUCUGUAUAUGUUGAAAUGGACCUCAUUGAAUGGAAAAGGGAUUGAUUGACCACAGAUUAUAGAUGGUGGCAUUUUUUCAUGAUGCUAACCUACCUUAUAAAACUUAGGCAUAAGCUCAUAAUGUGUUUAUUUGCAUUUUCCUUGCUGGUAGUGUCCCAUUAUUUUGGGUUAUAUCUGUAACUCAGUGAUUGAUGCUCUCGAAAGUGAUUAUAAAUGAUUUUUACGGGAUCAAAUGUUUUAAAAAAAAUCUGUAGUUUAAAUUCAACAAAACAAAUUUGUAGAUAUAAGAAGACAGGAAAAUUACUGUAUAUGAGUGAUAUUUUUGUUGUUUUUUGUUUGUAAUGAUGUUGAUUUCUAUGCAAUCAAGCACAACAGAACAAAAUGUGCCAUGGAGUCCUCUACUUGGACUGGAUGCUUUUUUUUUCUCAAGGCUUUGAAAGAGUAAAAUGAAGGAUUGCUCAGAAAAAGAUAAUAUAAGCAACUGACCUGCUCUUUCACACACACUCAAACAAAUGCUUGCAGCUUGGUAAAGCACUCUGCUUUGUAAAGAUGUAAAACAAUCUGAUGCACUGCAUUUUUAAUGGAAUAACAGUUUGUAUUUAUUUGAAAAAAAAAAGGAAAAUAAAAAGCUGGUUACUAAA
This is a messenger RNA of Cyprinus carpio (common carp), 3105 nucleotides long. RefSeq names its product N-myc downstream regulated 1a (gene ndrg1a). The record is from RefSeq and is a predicted model, not a curated record. Gene Ontology annotation, biological process: signal transduction. Gene Ontology annotation, cellular component: cytoplasm. NCBI's taxonomy places the organism in Eukaryota, Metazoa, Chordata, Actinopteri, Cypriniformes, Cyprinidae.